Messenger RNA from Neltuma alba, 393 nucleotides. RefSeq lists its product as uncharacterized. The record is from RefSeq and is a predicted model, not a curated record. The transcript has a single exon. NCBI's taxonomy places the organism in Eukaryota, Viridiplantae, Streptophyta, Magnoliopsida, Fabales, Fabaceae. Bases 1 to 393 code for a protein of 130 amino acids.
AUGCCUACUACUGGUAUUGGGAGGUCCAUUAAAGCGAGAAAGUUAUCUCCUAGAUUUCUUGGACCCUUUGAAAUUCUGGAGAAAAUUGGAGAAGUAGCCUAUCGUGUUGCUUUGCCACCGCACCUGUCCAACGUACAUGAUGUGUUUCAUGUGUCCCAACUAAAGAAGUACCACCCUGAUCCGUCUCACAUCUUAGAGCCUGAGGAGGUGGAGCUGGAUGACAAUCUAACUUACCAGGCUGAACCGGAAAGGAUCCUUGAUGUGAAGGACAAGCAGUUGAGGAAUAAGACCAUUCGAUUGGUGAAAGUCUUCUGGAAGGGCAUGAGUCCUGGUGAUGCCACCUGGGAGACAGAGGAAAGGAUGCGACGUGAUUACCCUCGUUUGUUUUCUUAG